Messenger RNA from Oncorhynchus gorbuscha (pink salmon), 326 nucleotides. RefSeq names its product RNA-binding motif, single-stranded-interacting protein 3-like. NCBI's taxonomy places the organism in Eukaryota, Metazoa, Chordata, Actinopteri, Salmoniformes, Salmonidae. The record is from RefSeq and is a predicted model, not a curated record. The transcript is spliced from 3 exons. Gene Ontology annotation, molecular function: mRNA binding. The annotation marks the transcript as partial.
AUGCCCCUCCCCCGUCCACCAUGGUCCCUCCCAGUCCCAUCCCUAACAACAGUCACCACAGAGGAGGAGGAGGAGGCUGUAGUAUGGAGCAGCUCAGUCAAACUAACCUGUACAUCAGAGGACUGCCCUCUGGGACCAGUGACCAGGACCUCAUCAAACUAUGUCAACCAUAUGGGAAAAUAGUGUCAACCAAGGCCAUACUGGACAAGAACACUAAUCAAUGCAAAGGAUAUGGCUUUGUGGACUUCGACACCCAGACAGCAGCCCAGAAAGCUGUAGCCUCUCUAAAGGCCAGCGGAGUCCAGGCACAGAUGGCCAAGGUACAG